AAAUAUACUUCUAUUGUCUCACACAAUAUCAUAUAGCUAUACCUAUCCUUUUCAACAAUGUUGAAGCAUUUCUAUUUGAUAUCAAACAUAAUGAACAUUUUGUUCAUGUCACUUUUAAUAGUAAUAGCUACAUCAUAUGUAGGUUGUUUUUAUGUCAAUGAUGAAUAUUGCAAUCCUCAACCAUCAAUAUUGAUAAAAUCAUUUUGUUUAGCUACUUCCUUAGUUUACUACAUUUUCAUGACUAGACCAAACAAAAUAUACCUAGUAGAUUUUGCAUGUCACAAACCAAAAAACAAUUGUCUUUGCACAAAAGAAAUGUUGUUGGAAAGAGCAAACAAUUUUGGUUUUCUUAAUGAAGAAAGUUUCAUUUUGAUUCAUAAGAUUUUAGAAAGGUCUGGUGUGGGACCCACCACUUAUGUUCCUGAAGCAUUAUUGGAAAUGCCACCAAGACUAACACUUGAUGAAGCAAGAAAUGAAUCAAAUUUAGUUCUUUUUGGAGCUGUUGAUGAACUUCUUGAGAAAACCAAAGUUGAAGCUAAAGAUAUUGGAAUUCUUGUGGUGAAUUGUUGUUUAUUUAAUCCUACACCAUCACUUUCAGAUACUAUUGUUAAUCAUUAUAAACUUAGAGGAAAUAUUUUGAUCUAUAAUCUUAGUGGUAUGGGAUGCAGUGCUGGUGUUAUUGCGGUGGAUUUUGCCAAACGGCUUCUUGAGGCACACCCAAACUCAUAUGCAUUAGUGCUAAGUACAGAAAAUCAAAUCUCAAGCUUAUACAAAGGCAAUAACCCUUCAAUGCUCCUUACUAAUUGUCUCUUUCGAAUGGGUGGAUCGGCAGCCCUACUCUCAAGUCAUCCAUCGGACCGUAGCCGCUCAAAAUAUCAGUUGGUGCAUUCGUUGCGCACUCAUGUAGGUGCCGAUGACAGCAGUUACCAAUGCGUCUUUCAGGAAGAGGACGAAAAAGAAAUAGUCGGUGUUAAACUAUCGAAGGAUCUCAUGAAUGUUGCUAGGGACGCACUUCGUGUACACAUAACAUCGCUCGGUCCAUUAGUCCUCCCAAUUUCGGAAAAACUCAAGUAUGUGAAAAAUUUAGUUGAGAGGAAGAUUUUGAAGAAGAAGAUCGAACCAUACAUGCCAAAUUUCAAGUUAGCGUUCGAUCAAUUUUGCAUGCAUACGGGCGGUAGAGCAGUUCUUGAUCGGAUGCAAAAGAGUCUUGAGCUUGAUGAUUUUCAUAUGGAGCCUUCAAGAAUGACACUAUAUAGAUAUGGUAACACAUCAUCAAGUUCUGUUUGGUAUGAAUUGUCUUAUUGUGAAGCUAAGGGGAGAGUUAAAAAGGGACAUAAGAUUUGGCAAAUGGCUUUUGGAUCUGGAUUUAAGGUUAAUACUGCUGUUUGGUAUGCUUUGAAGAAUGUUGAUCCUAAAUCAUUGAAAAAUGCUUGGAUGGAUGAGAUUGAUGAUUUUCCUGUUCCAUUGCCAAUGAACAAACAUAUGAUUAAAGCAUAGUUUAUAACUUUCAUGUCUUGUUUGUGCUUUAUGUGUCUUGUAAGAUUACUUAGGUUUAGUUUUAUGCGUGUUAUGUUAUUUAUUUGAGAAUAAUUAUGUACUCUAAUGUUGUGUGAUGUGAUGUGUGCUGAGAUUAUUGAUUAGAAUAUUCGGCCAGUUAUGUAGUUGAAUUGAACUGAAAUUUCUAUUUAAUGAUUGAUGAAAGUUUCCAACAUA
This is a messenger RNA of Medicago truncatula (barrel medic), 1713 nucleotides long. RefSeq names its product 3-ketoacyl-CoA synthase 20. Lineage: Eukaryota; Viridiplantae; Streptophyta; Magnoliopsida; Fabales; Fabaceae. Gene Ontology annotation, biological process: fatty acid biosynthetic process. The coding region runs from base 58 to 1497 and encodes 479 amino acids. The record is from RefSeq and is a predicted model, not a curated record. Gene Ontology annotation, molecular function: acyltransferase activity, transferring groups other than amino-acyl groups. Gene Ontology annotation, cellular component: membrane. The transcript is spliced from 2 exons.